This is a messenger RNA of Monascus purpureus, 444 nucleotides long. Lineage: Eukaryota; Fungi; Ascomycota; Eurotiomycetes; Eurotiales; Aspergillaceae. The record is from the annotation of a GenBank genome assembly.
AUGGAUUACUCGAAAUUGAAGGGGGACAAAUAUGAUCUUGUGAAAGUGCUGGUGCGCACGUUGAAAGUUCCUCUUCUCCUUCCCGUACUUCCACGCCUGGCGCUGCUUGGGUUCACAUUUUGCCAGCCUUUUUUCAUUGAAAGGAUGUUGAAUUACCUCUCCCAGUCUGAACUCGAUGCGAAUAUCGGAUACGGCUUCAUCGGUGCUAGCAUGCUGAUUUACUCGGGGGUUGCUAUCUCCACCGCGUUCUACUGGUACUCCCACCACCGAAUGCGUACGAUGGUGAUGUCGAUACUCGUCACAGAGACCUUCAUCAAAGCCACGAAAGCCCGCAUCGGAACUGGCGACGACAGAGCUGCGUUGACAUUAAUGAGCACGGAUAUGGAGCGAAUCAAGACUCGCAGAGGACCUGGAUGGCAGGAGUCCAGAAUCGUGUGGGACUGA